Bombina bombina (fire-bellied toad) is the source of this 3625-nucleotide messenger RNA. It is a transcript of the gene CCDC22, whose product is annotated as coiled-coil domain containing 22. Gene Ontology annotation, biological process: positive regulation of ubiquitin-dependent protein catabolic process. Gene Ontology annotation, molecular function: cullin family protein binding. The record is from RefSeq and is a predicted model, not a curated record. Bases 1594 to 3465 code for a protein of 623 amino acids. The transcript has 17 exons. NCBI's taxonomy places the organism in Eukaryota, Metazoa, Chordata, Amphibia, Anura, Bombinatoridae.
CCGAAGGUCAGCGGUUUCCUGUGAGUUCUGGUUAUGAUAUAGCGACUAGAAGGGAUAGAGGUAGGGGGUCACAACUUGUGACACAAACCGCUGCACAGCACACACAUAUAGGUUGGCAUGUACACACGGAGACUAUGAUACAUGCAGCUGCACAGGAGACACAUAUACCCAGGCUGUGAUACAUACAAUUGUACAACACACAGACAUACAUACUCAGAACACAGGCUAUAAUACAGCUGCUCAACACAUAGACACAUACCAACAUAGCUGGGAUAGACAAAAUCCAUAGACACAUAUCAACAUAGCUGGGAUAGACAAAACCCAUAGACACAUAUCAACAUAGCUGGGAUAGACAAAACAGCACAGUACACACACAUGUAUAUGGGCAGCAAUACAUGUGCAACUAAUGCAAUAAGGGGGGCAAGUACACACAGCUGCAAGAAGACUAGCAUAUACAUACAGCUGCAAGAAGACUAGCAUAUACAUACAGCUGCAAGAAGACUAGCACAUACACAUAUACACACAGCUGCAAGAAGACUAGCAUAUACACACAACUGCAAGAAGACUAGCACAUACACAUAUACACACAACUGCAAGAAGACUAGCAUAUACACACAGCUGCAAGAAGACUAGCAUAUACACACAGCUGCAAGAAGACUAGCAUAUACACACAGCUGCAAGAAGACUAGCAUAUACACACAGCUGCAAGAAGACUAGCAUAUACACACAACUGCAAUAAGACUAGCAUAUACACACAACUGCAAGAAGACUAGCAUAUACACACAGCUGCAAGAAGACUAGCAUAUACACACAGCUGCAAGAAGACUAGCAUAUACACACAACUGCAAUAAGACUAGCAUAUACACACAACUGCAAGAAGACUAGCAUAUACACACAGCUGCAAGAAGACUAGCAUAUACACACAACUGCAAUAAGACUAGCAUAUACACACAGCUGCAAGAAGACUAGCAUAUACACACAACUGCAAUAAGACUAGCAUAUACACAUAUACACACAGCUGCAAGAAGACUAGCAUAUACACACAACUGCAAGAAGACUAGCAUAUACACACAACUGCAAGAAGACUAGCAUAUACACACAACUGCAAGAAGACUAGCAUAUACACACAACUGUACACAACUGCAAGAAGACUAGCAUAUACACACAACUGCAAGAAAACUAGCAUAUACACACAACUGUACACAACUGCAAGUAGACUAGCAUAUACACACAACUGCAAGAAGACUAGCAUAUACACACAACUGCAAGUAGACUAGCAUAUACACACAACUGUACACAACUGCAAGUAGACUAGCAUAUACACACAACUGUACACAACUGCAAGUAGACUAGCAUAUACACACAACUGCAAGAAGACUAGCAUAUACGCACAUCAGAUAUCACAAACACAAUAAUAGCACAAGCACACACAUACACACAAUAAUACAAAAAAAGCCACAUAGAUACAACAAAGAACAUGACAAACAUAUAGGUAAAGUGUGCAGUUGCCCCCCUCAGCUGCAUGAGGUAAUAUACAGACGGAUAUUCACUAGAUAUAUAAGUGCCCUAUAGAGCAGCACACUAGGCAGUGACAUGGAGGAGGUGGACAGGAUCCUCAUCCAUACCCUGCGGUCCUGUGGCACGGAAGUCCCAGAAGAGGUGCAGAGUGUGCGUCAUUUCUCCACAGAGCUUAUAGUGGAAGCCGUUGUGCGAUGUCUGCGAGUCAUAAACCCCUCCCUCAGCGCCAGUCUGAGCCACGUUCUGCCUCCUGGCAUGUCCGCACGAUUCCGCAUAGGGAGCAGUUUGGCGCAGGCCUGUCAGGAUCUGGGUUAUCCAGGAGAUGUUGGCUACCAGACUUUUCUCUACAGCAGUGAGCCUGACAUCCGAGCGCUUCUGAUCUUCCUGGCUGAGAAGCUUCCCCGAGAUGCCCCAGAGGACGCACAUCAGCCAGCAGGUAAAUCAGCUGCUGUUCAGAGAGAUAUUGCAGCUAAGAUAAAGCAGCAGCUGUCGGUCCCCUGGCUACCACCAUUAUGUAGAACAGCCAGUGUCCAGCGAUCCCAGAGCUCAUGCCGGUUGCAUCGUUUUCACGCUCAGGCCCUAACAAUACCCAGCAGUCCUUCCGUGCAGUCUGUCCCAGCUGAAAGAAAGGAGUAUUGGUCACAACACGCGCCUCUGGUCACCGCCCAGGUGCCUCAUGUAUCGUCUCUAGUUGCUUCUUUGCUGGAGAGAAAUAUCUCCGACCUCAGUGCAGUGCAGGAGUGGGAGACCGAGUGGAAAAGCCAAGGUCUGGCCUCUCGUUUGUCUCCAGAGGAUUACCGUAGCAGGAAGCAGCAGCGACUACAGAAGAAGAUCCAGGACCAGCUCCGCCAGCACAGCCAGAAUCUCUCUGAGAAUCAGUCACUGGCUACCACACCUCAGGACCGCGCAGAUACGCUGGAACAGAACAAGGGAUCUAGAUUUACACGUGUUCAACGGUUCACCUACCAGCAGGAUCCACAGACCCUAAAGGAGCAGAUGCAGAGAGUAGCAGAGGUCCUGCCCAAGAAAGAUGCCAAGGAUGAAGACAAAGAGCGGCAGGAGCUUAGUUCGUUGCAGCAGCAGAUAGACGCCAUAGAGCAGGAGAUCCGAGGGCUACGUGAGAGCAGCAAACUGCUACAGCUCUCUGUGACCCAGGUUGAAGGUGAGGGCAGCGAAAUGCGUCGGCAAUGUGAAGAGAAAGAAAAUGUAAUCAAAGUGAAGAAGCGAGCUGUGGAACUGUUGCCAGACGCAGACAACAACCUCACAAAGUUACAGGCUCUAGUGGACAGCAGUGCUCUUCGGAUGGUGAACCUUGUGGGACAGUGGGAAUCGCAUCGUGUGCGACUGCUGGAGGAUUACAGGCAGAUGCGCCAAGCCCAUCAGGAGCAGGAGGAUGAGUCUUCCCGUUGGAUGAGAGAUUUUAAAGAUUUGUAUGAAAAGAUCAGAACAUCAGCCGAUGAAGCGAAACGCAAGGAAGAGCUGUACAAGCAGCUGGUAUCGGAAUAUGAAUCUCUUCCCCGUGAGGUAUCAAGAGCAGCUUACACCCAGCGCAUACUGGAGAUAGUCAGCAACAUUAAGAAGCAGAAGGAAGAGAUAACUAAGAUCCUAUCGGACACUAAGGAUUUGCAGAAAGAAAUAAACAAUCUUACAGGCAAGGUGGACCGGACAUUUGUGGUGACGGACGAGUUGAUAUUUAAGGAUGCCAAAAAGGAUGAGCCGGUCAGGAAGGCGUACAAAUAUCUGGCGGCACUUCAUGAGAACUGCGGCCAACUAAUCCAGACCAUUGAAGACACAGGAACGAUCCUCCGAGAAAUCCGCGAUCUGGAGGAGCAGAUAGAGACUGAGACAGCUAAGAAGACAUUGAGCAAUCUGCAAAAAAUUCUAGAAGAUUACAAGGCCAUUAAGCAGGAGAACGCUCUACUGUUGAGUCAGAUCAGAGAGAAUUAGGGGCUUGUCACCCUAAGCUCAGUUUGUAUACUGUCUGCCUUAUAUACAAGUCAUAACAUGGAAAUUCCACCCAUCUUAUACUCAUCUACCCUCUUCUUUCCCCUCACAAAAUGUACUAUAAUAUUACCAGCUAACUAAAUAAAAGACAUCUUGGCACAUA